AUGGCGGCUGCUGCUUCUUCUUGUUCUUCUUCAAUUGCUAAUAACCGCUCAGUUCAUCAUCGUCCCCAAUCUGGAUUUGGGAUUUUGUGGAAGAGGAAGGAGGACGAGAAGGGCUGGCUGGGAAGUCUUGCAGCUGUUCGACAGUUGACUGGGUCACUCACAACUGCUGAGGGUCUCCGCUUUGGCAUUGUGGUGGCUCGCUUCAAUGAAAUUGUCACAAAGCCACUGUUGGAGGGAGCUUUGGACACUUUCAAAAAGUACUCGGUCAAAGAAGAAGAUAUCGAUGUUGUGUGGGUUCCGGGUAGUUUUGAAAUUGGUCUGGUCGCAGAGAAACUUGGGAAGUCAAGAAAGUACCAAGCCAUCUUAUGUAUUGGAGCUGUGAUUAGAGGCGAUACUUCCCAUUAUGAUGCUGUGGCUAAUUCGGCUGCAUCCGGAGUACUGUCUGCAGGCCUUAAUUCUGGUGUUCCAUGCAUAUUUGGUGUUUUGACCUGUGAUGACAUGGAGCAGGCUCUCAAUCGAGCUGGUGAUUGAAAUGGCUUCUUUGUUUGAACACCAUCUGAAAUUUUAGGAAGCAGGUGCUGUCGACCAACAUUAGAGCUUUGUACUGUUGUAAUUCUUCU
Messenger RNA from Coffea arabica (coffee), 620 nucleotides. Lineage: Eukaryota; Viridiplantae; Streptophyta; Magnoliopsida; Gentianales; Rubiaceae. The record is from RefSeq and is a predicted model, not a curated record.